AUGCGGCUCCACGCGACGCGUUUGACGGGCACGCUUGCCUGCUUGCUCUGCAUCUGCGUCAUAAUUUCACCGGAAAGCUUUCAGGCUAUAGGGAGUGAACAUGAUCCGGCCUCAACUUACCGUUAUUUGUACUCCUUGAAGCGACUGGGACUCGGGACCUCGCCCAGUGAUACCAAGUGCACGUACGACUCGUUGACACGGUACAGCUUCCUGCCUGAACGCGAGUCGCUGUGUCAUGACCUUACGUGCUUGACUUCGAGCCUCUAUUUUCGAAUUUUCAAAGUCGAUCUUUCCAAGGCGUGUCCUUUUUGGGGCGGCACAGCUGCAACGUGCACCAAACCGGACUGUUCGGUUCUAGUCUGUGAUCCGGAGCUGAUCCCAGCCGUCUGGCGCCGCGACGAGUCUCAGGUACUCCAAACAGAGCAAACGAGAACCUUCCCCGUCGCUGACUACCCGCGUGGGGAGCAGGAAGCAACCUUAGGGCGUGUAGAGCGCCCGAGGGGAUCACAGGCGUUGCCGCCUUUUUUCUCGCCCUAUGCACUGGAGGACGAGUCCGCGUGGACAGCGCCCGAUAGCGAUGAGCUCUCCGAAUACGUAGACCUGGCGCUGAAUCCUGAAGGCUUCACAGGAUACCAGGGCCAGCACAUAUGGGAUGCGGUUUACCGAGAGAACUGUUUUCGGCCGCUUCCAUGCCUGAGCGGUGACGCAGCCGGCAGCGUCGCCGAACAACUGCUUCGCCAAGGCUCGGUUUCUACUCUGGCUCCAGUGCGUCCUGCCGGGUGCCGAGAAGAACGCGUGUUUUACCGCUGUAUCAGCGGUAUCCACGCCUCGAUUAAUGCCCACAUUGCCCGUCGCUACCUGUUCGGACGGAAUCGCUGGGGCUACAACACACGCCUGUAUCGGGAGCGGCUGCGCUACUAUCCGGAACGCAUUGAGAACCUGUACUUUGUGUAUGCGCUGGCUCUGCGGGCAAUGAAUCAAGCCGCACCGCUGCUCUUGCAGCGUUCAGAUUACUGGACAGGCAAUGAAACCGAGGACAUGCAAACCAAGGAGCUUUUGGAACGAGUUCUGGAGAAUCCACUCAUUCGUGGCACGGUUCCCGAUUGCGCCGUGCCUUUUGCCGAAAACGAGAUGUUUCGCGGCUGUUGUGCAGACUGCCUCGUACAGUUCCGCGCUCACUUUCGGAACAUCAGCAAGAUCAUGGACUGCGUCGGCUGUGAAAAAUGUCGUCUCUGGGGGAAGCUUCAGUUCCUCGGACUCGGAACGGCCUUCAAGAUUCUCUUCGCUGAGUCCUUAUCCAGUGUGUCGACUCGUCGCUUGGAGAUGCGCAUCACGCGUAACGAAGUAGUAGCCUUGGUUAAUUUGCUGAAAAAUCUCUGUCUUUCCAUCCGAAGUAUCCAUGAAAUGGAGUGGAUGAUCGUCCAGGAGACCAAGAAACAACGCUUAUGGUUGUGCUUCGCUGCGGCGAUUCUCUGCGGACUGGGAUCCAUGUUGUUGCGUCACUUUGCUGGGGAGAUCCUUGCUUAUCGUGGACUGGUGCAUCGGAGUGCCAGCGCUAUGCGACGUAAACGAAACUGA
Cyanidioschyzon merolae strain 10D is the source of this 1578-nucleotide messenger RNA. RefSeq names its product probable endoplasmic reticulum oxidoreductin 1-Lbeta. The transcript has a single exon. Gene Ontology annotation, molecular function: thiol oxidase activity; FAD binding; protein-disulfide reductase activity. Bases 1 to 1578 code for a protein of 525 amino acids. Lineage: Eukaryota; Rhodophyta; Bangiophyceae; Cyanidiales; Cyanidiaceae. Gene Ontology annotation, biological process: protein folding in endoplasmic reticulum. The record is from RefSeq and is a predicted model, not a curated record. Gene Ontology annotation, cellular component: endoplasmic reticulum membrane; endoplasmic reticulum.